CCUCCCCCCUCCCCCCACCCCCCCUCGAAACACCCUCUUUUUCUCUCUUCAAUCCUCACCUUCAUCAUCAUCUUCUUCAUCUUCCGUCACAGUUCAAUUCCUCCGCAGCUCAAUUUCAUUGUAAUAAUGGCGGCCACAAUGUUGGUCCCUCCGUGGCUGGAGCCGCUGCUAAACACGGCGUUCUUCGCCGUCUGCCGCACCCACGGCGACGGCGCCAGGAGCGAAUGCAACAUGUUCUGCCUAGAUUGCGGCGGCGCAGCCGCCGCCUUCUGCUUCUACUGCCGCUCUUCCCGCCACAAGGAUCAUCAAGUCAUUCAGAUAAGGAGGUCUUCGUACCAUGAUGUUGUGAGGGUUUCGGAGAUUCAGAGGGUGCUGGACAUCACCGGAGUUCAAACUUACGUUAUUAACAGUGCAAGAGUUUUGUUCCUUAACGAGCGGCCGCAACCUAAGACCAGCGGCAAAGCUGUUUCUCACAUCUGCGAGAUCUGCAGCAGAAGCCUUUUGGACCCUUUCCAGUUUUGUUCAUUGGGUUGUAAGCUUGUAGGAAUAAAGAGGAAUGGGAAUGCAAGCUUUGUCUUGGAUGCAAAGAAUGAGUUUGGAAUGGAAAGAGGGGAAGGGAUAUCAUCAAGAAGGGCAUCAAAGGAGGAAGAUGAAUUGCGUGAAGCCUCACAACAUGACAUUUACCCGGCCACGCCUCCGCCCCCGCCUUCCAAUGGAAGGAGAAGAAAAGGCAUUCCCCGAAGGGCGCCCUUUUUAUCCUGACUGUUGUUGGAUGUGUUGUCGGUUGGGUUUUAGAUCAACUCUGUAUUUAUAAAAGAAAUUCAAAUUCUUUAAAUUAAAUUAAAUUUUAUAGAAAGAAUUGAGGAAUAUAUACAACUCAUUUAUA
Ipomoea nil (Japanese morning glory) is the source of this 886-nucleotide messenger RNA. RefSeq lists its product as uncharacterized. The record is from RefSeq and is a predicted model, not a curated record. The transcript is spliced from 4 exons. NCBI's taxonomy places the organism in Eukaryota, Viridiplantae, Streptophyta, Magnoliopsida, Solanales, Convolvulaceae. The coding region runs from base 127 to 762 and encodes 211 amino acids.